UUUCGAUGGGAAGAAAAUAUUUUCGAGUGUUUUGAAAUUUUGUGAGUAAUUUCCCUUCCAAGAAAUGCCAAAUCGUCCAGGAGAAUAUCUCGAAGCGAAUAAGGAGUAUUGUACUUUGAUAAGGAGUGUUUAGACCGGAUGGAUUUCUACGAUACUCACAACACAUAUAUUCUUCGCAAAGGCAAAACAAGUCUUUGGUGUAACCGUGUGAAUGGCAAUCUUCAAGUCAGACCUGAUUCUGACAUCGAUUUGCUUGAGGUGAAGCCAAACUGUCUGGGAAGAGUUUAUGGUGUUGUUGGAAAGAUACAAUUUUUGCCAGAUUCUGAUGAAAAGCUAGUGCUGAUAACAAAACAUUACAAAGUUGGAGAGAUUGCAGAUAAAUGUCCAAUUUAUAGAAUCGAGAAAAUUGCUGUUGUUCCACUUUCUUCUGAAGAGUGUCCGGACAUUGACUUUGAUUUAUGUGAGGAACAUGGUGAUCAGUCCGCAUCGAGACAAGCUCCACAGCCCAAGGUGGCUCAAACCUUGACGAAUUUGAGAACAUCUCUGACAAACUGGCAGUUUAAUAAGACAACUGCAAAUAAAAUGAAUUCUCAGAAAACAGUUGACAAGGAGAAAUUGGAAAGAAGAUUACAAGAGGAGUUUAUCAAGAUGUUUAAUGAUUCUCAGUCAUUUUAUUAUUCCGAAAAUGCUGAUCUCACAAAUUCUGUGCAGAGGAAUGUCAAGAAAGAUGAUAAGAGAAAAAACGAGCCUGUUUGGAAAACGGCAGACAAUCGAUUCUUUUGGAAUAAGGCAAUGCUGGAAGAAAUCAUGGCUCUCUCAGAAACGGAUGCUAGUGCACAUGGUUGGAUUGUCCCGGUUAUUCAAGGUUAUGUACAAACAGCACUCUGUGAAGUGGAUUAUUCAGAAUCUGGAAUGAAUGAAGAAAUCUUGAGGCAAACAGCUGCAGAAAAAUUUGAUUUAAUACUGAUAUCUCGUAGGAGCGUUUCCCGCGCAGGAACGAGAUACAAGAGAAGAGGAGUCGACGAAGAGGGAAACGUUGCAAACUAUGUCGAAACUGAACAGAUUGUUCGCGCUGGAGCACAUUUUCUAUCAUUUGUUCAAUUGCGGGGUUCCAUACCAUUGUACUGGAGUCAGGCUGGAAUAAAAUACAGACCUCCGCCAAAAUUGGAGAGAAAUAAGGAGGAAAGUCAGGAUGCGAUGAAAAAACAUCUUGAAAAAGAACUUGCUUUGUUUAAAAAUGUGACAAUUAUCAAUUUGGUUGAACAGAGUGGUCGAGAGCAGGUUCUUUACGAUGCGUUUAUGGAACACAUUAUCACGUAUAAUAACAAUUUUUUGGCGUACGUAACCUUUGAUUUUCACGAGUAUUGUCGUGGUAUGAAAUUUGAAAACGUAUCUAAGCUUGUGGAAGCAGUCGCCAAAAUAACGGAUAAUAUGCGCUUUUCCUGGGUGGACCAUCAGGGGAUGAUCUGGGAACAACAAGGGGUAUUUCGGGUCAAUUGCAUGGACUGCUUAGAUCGUACAAAUGUGGUUCAAGCAGCCUUAGCGAGAUACGUCUUGGAGACGCAGUUAUCAAGGCUGGGUCGUUUAAUGCCUGAAAACAGCCUACCAGCGGACAUCAGAGACGUCUAUCAGGAUAUGUGGGCUAAUAAUGGUGACGCCAUCAGCAGACAGUACGCUGGGACAGCGGCAAUGAAGGGUGAUUUUACUCGGACAGGCGAGCGAAAGUUUACUGGAGUAAUGAAAGAUGGCUACCAUUCUGCGAAUCGAUAUUUGAAUCGAUUCACCGCAGCUUACAGACAGACAGUCAUAGACAUAAUGCUUGGUAUUUCACCCACGGAAGACAUAAAGUCUCUGAUCGACGCGAUGAAACAACCCGAGGAGACUGGGGAGGAGUGGACAUUACAGCGAGAGGAAUGGGUUGCACAACUCGUGGAGCGGUGUCAUCAACUGUUGGUCCAGGAAGGCGAGAUUUAUCUGGGAGGAUGGGCAUUGAUUGAGCCAAUUGUGAGCAAUUCAGAAGAGGAAGGCUCUGUAUUUGAACAGGAAAUUGUUCUGUUGUUAACUGAGAAAGCAUUUUACAUCGCCUGUUACGACGAAGAAGAAGCAUAUGUGAAUCAAUACGAGUGUAUACCAUUGGAAAAUUUAGAGAAAAUCGAAAUGGGACCAAAUAUGUCUCAAAGGUCUCAAAUUUCAUGUCUUCGUUUGCACUACCGAAGCAACGAAGAUGGCGGAUAUUUUCACACGUUUAAAGCUCUUCGAAAUCGGACUGUUGACGAAGAUAAAGAUGUUUUGCACGGCAUUGCUGACGAGUUUCAAAAGGCAAUGUUGGCGAAGAAUCUGAAGGCGAAGGUGAUUGAAUGUCGACUUAGCAAAAAAAAGACCAAACCCCAUGAAGUCAUACAACUCUCUUGCAAAACCCGGCCAUGCAGUGCUGACAAUCAUUACCGCUGCAAAAAUGUAUUGUGUGCUCCUAAAGAAGGCUCAAUGGUUCACUCGUGUUCAGCCCCCGCAAAACUCGACAAAAUGGCCGCUCGUCUGGUGAGUUUAGAAACGAACGAUAGCUCGAAGCCAGACAUCUUGGACCAAGGUACCAGUAGCAUUAGUAAUGGCAGCAGAGAUGACUCUGCUUUAUACAAAAGAGUUUUAUCGGCUGGUUCCUCGAAUAUGGAAGGCACUACGUUUAUAAAAGAUCUUGAAAGUAACUUAGAAUGGGAAAAUGGUAAUGAUACUUCUUGCUCGGCUGUUGAAAACAAAAAUAUGGGCAGUCAAGAAGUGCAUUUACACGGAAAAGCUAAACAAAGCAAACAUGAUGAUUUUAUGGCGGGAAAUGAGCCUUCAUUGAGCUCUUUGUGUAAGAAUAACACUGACCAAGACACUGACUGUGUAAUAACUGGACAAAAAAUGUCAGGAAGUGCAUUUUCGACUAACGAGAAUGAACUUUACAAAGCGAGAGUUUUGCCAAGCAAUGAUAACCAGAACGUUUCAGAAGAAUUGAAUAUUGCCGCGAUAGCCGGGCAAUCUGAUUUAAGGGAAAAAGAAAAACAAGCGGAAUGUUGUGAGAACGAUAAGGAAGCUUUUGAGACGAAAGAUACGACUGAUAAACAAAACGUGAUAUCUUCAGAGAAAAACAUUGAUACGCGGGAAAAUUUUGGUCAAACAACAGCGGUUGAUAUGUCAAAAACAUCAGACAAAAACGACAAAAACUGGGGCGAGAAAAGUCUAAUGAGCAAAUUUUUUGAAACCGGGAAAAAAUUGUCGAGUGCAAAUAAUUCACCAAAAAUGGCGAGAAAGUCGGAAAGUUCCGGUAAAACUUCGGAUCCUGAAUCGAGUUUAGCAGCAAAUUUCAAAAAGAACUUGAAAAAUCGUUUCGCUGAUGCUCAAAUUAGAUUCCGUAAAAACGAGGAUUCCGUUAACGCUUCGGAGGUCGAAUGGAAGGCGGAGGAUUCCGAAGGCGUGCCGGAACCAGCACGACCCGCUGUCGGGAAAAGGAAUAUUUUAGCCGCCGCACAAGAGCGAGGCAGAGCUUUCAUUCCUGAGUUGAAGAAUAAAUUUUCUGGAUUGUCGAAUCGCUCUCCUCGGAUGGCACGUAAAACGGACUGGAAGACAGUGAUUGAAAAUAGUGAAUGUAGAACAAACAUUAUUCUAGUUUAAGUUUUUAUUUUUCUAAUGCAUAGAAUGUAAUAGCAAUGAUGGUUUUAAAAUGGAAAAUGGUUUUAAAAUGGAAACCUCUGGAAAUGAGAGCACUAAAAGUACUCACUUUUUGAUCUCAUUUUCGAGUUGUUUUAAUACGAGAGCCUCAGUGUCAGGCAUUUCUUAACAACUUAUAACACAUUUGGAGCUGAAUUUUGGGGAAAACCAUAUGUUUCACAGUGUAAAUAACAUGCAUGCUAAUAUGCCAACGUUUUAUCAUCUUAUGCAAGAUGUCAUCCCUCAUCUUAUGAUGUCAACACGAAGAAUAUAAUUAAUUUUAACCACCCUGUUUAAAAU
Dendronephthya gigantea is the source of this 3987-nucleotide messenger RNA. RefSeq names its product phosphatidylinositide phosphatase SAC2-like. Gene Ontology annotation, biological process: regulation of endocytic recycling; phosphatidylinositol dephosphorylation. NCBI's taxonomy places the organism in Eukaryota, Metazoa, Cnidaria, Anthozoa, Malacalcyonacea, Nephtheidae. Bases 139 to 3651 code for a protein of 1170 amino acids. The transcript has 24 exons. The record is from RefSeq and is a predicted model, not a curated record. Gene Ontology annotation, molecular function: phosphatidylinositol-4-phosphate phosphatase activity. Gene Ontology annotation, cellular component: clathrin-coated endocytic vesicle; early endosome.